Capronia coronata CBS 617.96 is the source of this 1014-nucleotide messenger RNA. RefSeq lists its product as uncharacterized. Lineage: Eukaryota; Fungi; Ascomycota; Eurotiomycetes; Chaetothyriales; Herpotrichiellaceae. The transcript has 2 exons. Gene Ontology annotation, biological process: protein phosphorylation. Gene Ontology annotation, molecular function: protein kinase activity; ATP binding. The record is from RefSeq and is a predicted model, not a curated record. Bases 1 to 1014 code for a protein of 337 amino acids.
AUGCCAGCCGUCCAGACUCUUGCCCGGUCCAAAGCUCUUGAGAUGCCUCGCUCUCAACCUCACCCUCUCGCUUUAUUUUCCCUCGAGCCUGUCAAUGACCGGGCCCGGGAGGUCAUUGCUCAUCCGAUCAACCAGGACUUUGUCUCCGUACUCAAAAACGGCAGCCUUGCUCUCGACAUUGGCCACAUCCGCUCCAAGUCGGGACCCACGACUCUAACGACGCUGGGAUGUGGCGACGCGGACAUCUUUGUGCCAAACGGCAGCAUCUCCAAAAUUCAGUGUUCCUUUGAACUAGAUCUCGAUAAUAAGGUUGUCAUGCUCUAUGACCGGUCACACAGCCAAUCAACUCAAGUCUCCGGUGAGAAUGCCACCCCGUUCGAGCAAGGACGUGUCCGCAAAAUUGUUGUGCGAGAGGGGCUGAACACGCGGCUUGGAAUGGGCGGCGAGCGGCGCAAUCUUGUCCAAUUCAAGUUCAACUGGCAUCCUGGGGCUGGGAUGGACAAGGUCAAUGACCUAGUGAGAACUUCACUGGCUUACGAAGAAGAUCCCCGAUUCGCUCGGACAAUCGACGAGGCGGACACGGUCUUGCCCACUAGGCGGGAGACUAGGCUUCACACGCCAGGGAUCCGGCGAUUCGCGGUGAGAUACGUGAAGGUGGAUUUUCUUGGAACCGGACAAUUUGGCGAAGUGCACAAAUCAAUCGAUGUCGAUUCGGGCAGGCUCAUGGCCGUGAAGAUAUUGAAGCCACCUGCGAACGCCCAAAAACAACAGCUCGAACACUGGGACCAAUCGGUGCAUUCUGCGCUGAAGCGAGAAGUCGCAAACCUCGCCAAUAUAAGCCAUCCGCACAUUGUCGGCUACAUUGUAUCACAAGGCUGGGAUGGGCCCGUGUUGGAGAUCUUCAUGACCCUCAACGAAGACACCUUGGAGUCGUUAAUCGAGAGCGGAGCCCGCGGACGUGUCGCCGAAUCUGCUUUCCAUCAGAUGCUCAAGCGCUGGAUUGUCUGGCUCUGA